Molecule: messenger RNA, 2516 nt
Organism: Paraphaeosphaeria sporulosa
Lineage: Eukaryota; Fungi; Ascomycota; Dothideomycetes; Pleosporales; Didymosphaeriaceae
Product: amino-acid N-acetyltransferase-like protein subunit Mak10
Exons: 4
Coding region: 1-2409 (802 amino acids)
Biological process (GO): N-terminal peptidyl-methionine acetylation
Cellular component (GO): NatC complex
Source: RefSeq, a predicted model, not a curated record
AUGGCCGAUCCAUCUCUCCUCCACAACGACGCGACCGCACGCGACGCUGAUACGUUGACAGCUUCUAAUGGCACAGGUUCGUUGCAUGCACACUGUUGCACCUCGUUCUUAUGUAUUGACGAGGCUUUAGGCCCCGCCUUUGCAUCUGCAGAUAGCUCGAGAUUUGCACAAACGAGCUUACCACUACGACAGGCACCUAGGCGUGGUGCGCCGCCUCAGAUUCAUGAUGUGACGGAGAAGUUCACGAGGGCUUGUCAGGGUAAGUCCCUCGAUGUUGGUCAGCUCGUUAAAGAUGAGUACUUCACACUCUUCGAAUCUAUCGGAGCUAUUGAGAUCAUGGACCCCAAGAUGGACAGUGGUUUCCUCCAACCGGGCGAAACUCUGGAAGACGACUUUGAUCCGCUUGCCCCCCUCUUACCGCAGGAACUGAUUGGCAUCAUGGACCAGCUUCUGAGCUACGAAAUGGCCUGGCAUACAGGCUAUCCACUCUCCCAGACGCUGUUCACUUCGGUCUAUAUUGACAGGCUACUUUGGCCAGAACCCAAGACAAUUCCCCAGGCGCAAUUUUAUCGCGGCGACAUCUCGGAUGACAAGCGGCCGGGCACGUUGCUGGACGUGCUGAGAGCGUAUUGUUUAGCUCUUAUCAAGGGGUGUGACUAUGUGAUAGCAAAGAUUAUGGCGAGGGACUACUUUGAAGAAGAGGACUUUGCCACGCACACGUAUAACCGCGUAUUAUUCGUGCAGGUACCAAUAGACGUAUUCUUGCGCGAGUUGGAUGCAAGCGUAGAGAUGGUUGAGGACCGCGACCUUGAAAUUGAUGGCGGCAUUCGAUCAGCUAUCAUAGCCAGACUUCAAUUCAGGAAGUCCUUCUUAUGCGCUCUGGAUCCUGAGUGCCCACUGGAGAUCUUGUCCAACUUUUGGCCGCCCGUCCUUCCAUACAUCGAUCAGGUCAACGAUACGCAUACGUUGGGCAAGACAGUGCCCGGGUCUUUUAGCACCAAGAUACAGCGGCGACUCGCAUCAACCGUACCACCUCGGCCAAUAGUACAGGUCGAGUUCAACGACGCUUUGCAGACGCUGAAGCAACUAUGUGCCGAUUGUGAGGAAGCAACUCGCUUCAAAGACUUGCCAACAGACCCACUGGAAUACCAAUCCUUCUUAUGGACGUUCGCUUCUCGCCAGCCAGCACCUCUCACAUACUCCCGGUCAUACCUCUCGAAUAUCCUCUUCGAUCCCUAUAUUCUGAACGCACCUGUAUCGUUGCCUCUCGAAGAUAUCAAGUCGUUCGUCUUCCACGAGUCUCCCGUCUUGGAUCCUUCUAACUGGGCGCUAUCCCCACCCCGCAAUCCACUUAUACCCAAACCACCUCGGUUACAGUUCGCCCUCUUGAUCGAUGAGUAUGUGGAGCGAGUUGGACAACCCUAUCUUGACUUAUGGGUAGCCCUGGGCCAGAACAGGUGCCGCCUGCGCCGAAUGCUCACACACGUGAUUUCAGCUUGGGACAUAUUACAACAAGAUGCGGUGUUUGUCGACACUGAUCUUAUCGCCUGCGCCUUCCAGCUCAAUAUUUCGGAGGAAGUCAUGGACGGUCCGCUCCAGACGUGGGUAUACAUCAAGAAGCUAUGGAUGAUUGAAAGGGUUAUUAUCCUGGGCUUUGAACAGGAUAUAUACCUGCCCGACGAGCAUUCUGGGAUGUACUACUUCCUGUCGCUCAUGGCGACCAAGCGGAAAGGCGCAUUGCAGCGCUGUGUAGAGCACAACAACGACCGCACUGUGCAAUUUCUCAAGGGUUCGCGCUUCGAAGACGCUCAGAACACGAGUGACAAACUAUCCUUCAUCGACUCCGAACUCCAGCAGGCCACAGGCAUCAGCGCAUUCGCAAAAGCUCUUUACGGCAUCUACACAAUUGCGAGCUACCUCCGCCUUCUGCCCUCUCCCAAUCGGCCGUUCUCCACCGAAAAGCUGCGCUACGAGCUCCGUAUGAAAUCCUUCCUUUCACUCCAACCUCCCGAGGUUCCGCCCUUCGAAGAGUUCCAAGCCGCACUUCAGCCAUACGGAACUAUCUCCGACCCUUUGCCGUCGCUCUACGAUGAUCUGAAGCAAGCCGAUUCCAAAGUUUGGAGCGAGAUUGAUGCUUCGCUGAAGGCUGCUAAGGACGCCUUCGCGAAAGUCAAGAGAUAUGGUGCUAAAGAGUCCAAGGCGGGUGGCGUGGAGCAAGCGUGGAACAAGGAGACACAGGGCAUGCUGGCGAGUUGCAUCGCGUUGGGCGUCGCCAUCGCGGGGCUCAAGAACGCGGUGAAAGACAUUGAGCCUAGUAGCGGGGUUCAAGUCAAGGUCGAGAUCCCGCCGGCUGGGGCAGACAAAAGGUAUGUUGAGGGGUGGAUCGUACCGAAGAUUGUAAAGGAGUAGGUGGCUGCUGCAGGUGGGUUUUAAGGGAAAAUAGUAUGCCCGUCCCUGGAAACACGAUAGCAUGUGCACGUAAUCUUGAUCGUGGAGCGCAAGCCUCCACUGAAGCU